Penaeus indicus is the source of this 1400-nucleotide messenger RNA. Its product is annotated as cytoplasmic 60S subunit biogenesis factor ZNF622-like. The record is from RefSeq and is a predicted model, not a curated record. Bases 89 to 1198 code for a protein of 369 amino acids. Gene Ontology annotation, biological process: ribosomal large subunit biogenesis. Lineage: Eukaryota; Metazoa; Arthropoda; Malacostraca; Decapoda; Penaeidae. Gene Ontology annotation, cellular component: preribosome, large subunit precursor. The transcript has 8 exons. Gene Ontology annotation, molecular function: nucleic acid binding; zinc ion binding.
ACAACGUAAACAUUGUGCAAGAAGUCAGUUCCAGAGGCGAAGGAGAGUUCGAUUGAAAACGCGGAAAAAGAACUGAAAUAUCUUCGGAAUGGCGACAUUUACUUGUCUCAGCUGCCAUGUGGCAUUUUCUGAUGGCGAUGGACAGCGUGAUCACUUUCGUUCUGAUUGGCAUCGGUAUAAUUUGAUGAGAAAGAUGUCCGAACUGCCCCCCGUGUCAAGGGAGACGUAUAACGAAAAGGUGGUUCAGGUUCAGGGCCAGUGCGCCAAGGCUGCUGCUGAUGCAGGGAGUCAAAAACCCUACUGCAAGCCAUGCAAGAAGUCAUUUGCCACACAAAUGGCUUAUGACAAUCAUGUGAAAUCCAAUAAACAUGUGGAGAGGACUAUGAAAUAUGCUGAAGUUUCAGAAAAUCAGAAGAAUACUGCAUUAUCUGCAAAAAGAAAGGAAGAGCCAGAAGAGGAGGAUGAAGAUUUAGAGGUUGAAGAAGUGGACAGUGAUGAGUGGGAGGAUGAAGAAAGAGAACCAAUUCCCCUGAUUGUGUGCCUCUUCUGUAAUCAUGAUGCUGGAAGUCUGGAGAAAAAGCUUCAGCACAUGACAGAAGUGCAUAAGUUUUUUAUACCCGACUUGGAAUAUUGUACUGAUGUAGCUGGCCUUAUGACAUACCUUGGAUGGAAGAUUGGGUGUGGCUUUGAAUGCUUAGUCUGCAAGUGGAAGGCUCGACGGCUCCCCUCUCUCACAGCUAUAAGACAACACAUUGAAGACCAAAAGCACAGUUAUAUUGAAUUGAAAGGAGACACAAUUCUGGAAUAUGGUGACUUCUAUGACUAUUCCACAUCAUAUCCUGAUGCAGAUGCUGCAUCCCCAGAUGAUGAUGUGGAAGCCAAUAUUAUUACAGGGGAUGAAAGUGAACUUGUCUUACCAUCGGGUGCUGUAAUAGGUCACAGGUCUCUCAGGCGAUAUUACAAGCAAAACUUGAAUCCCUACCGCAAGCAAGUGGAAAAGAAGAAGCAUGGAUCUACUUUCCGAAGCCUUCUUGCACAUUAUCGCUCACUUGGCUGGACAGGAACCAGUGGAAAUGAUGCAGUGAAGAAAUUCUGGGAUCAGAAGUAUCUUCAGAAGGUUCGCAGCAGAUACGACUUGAAGCUUGGAGUGAGGGCCAAUAAGCAACAGCAUCAUUUCCGACAACAAAACCCUGUGUAGAAUGUGGUUUUCCCUUCCAACAAGGCUUCAUUAGUUGUAUUUUGGGUUUCCAUUUACCACCUACUAGUAAUCCCUGUAUAUCAAUGUACUUGAUUCAAACUACAUGCAAAACAAGUACAAUUUGUUGGAAGCCAUAAACCAUUUAAUAAUGUUGAUAUUCAUAUUUGAGAAUUAUAUACUGUACAAUGGUAAAUGGUUGAAA